Pyricularia oryzae 70-15 is the source of this 1627-nucleotide messenger RNA. RefSeq lists its product as uncharacterized. NCBI's taxonomy places the organism in Eukaryota, Fungi, Ascomycota, Sordariomycetes, Magnaporthales, Pyriculariaceae. The transcript is spliced from 2 exons. Gene Ontology annotation, molecular function: lyase activity. The record is from RefSeq and is a predicted model, not a curated record. The coding region runs from base 122 to 952 and encodes 276 amino acids.
AAAUCUUUUGCCGAGCUUUCCGUUCUUUUCGACGUUUGCUGCUCACCAUAGCAAACCAAAGCCUCAAUUCACAGCCGACAAAACAAAAACAGUCGAUUCGUAUAAAAAAAAAAAAAAAAAAAUGGGAUCCAACGACAUCGCACCGCCGCACGUGCCCAAGCACGUCGUCCCGGUCUGCAACCUGCUCCUCCAGGCGGGCGGGUCGUGCUGGACGGCGGCGUACGCGCUGUACCUGGUGGAGUCGCGGCGGUCCAAGUCGUACGGCAUGCCCAUGUUCGCGCUGGCGCUCAACUUUGCCUGGGAGCUGGUGUACGCGCUGCAGGUGGCCGAGUCGCGGCUGGAGCGCACCGUCUUUGCCGUCUGGGGCGCCAUCGACGUCGGGCUCGUCUACGGCGUCGUGCGCUUCGGCGACCGCGAGUGGGGCCGCCAGUCCCCCCGGGUCGCCCGCCACCUCGGCGCCGUCUUCGCCGCCAUGCUGGCCGUCGCCCUCUGGCUGCAGUGGAGCUUUGCCAACUGGUGGAUCGCCAACGACGUCGGCAGGCGCGAGGGCAAGUACUACCGCGGCGUCGUCGGCCCCGACACCACCGAGCUGGGAUUUUGGACCGCCGCCUUUUGUCAGGCUUACUUGUCCGCCGCCAGUUUGGCGCAGCUUGUGAUUAGAGGGCAUUCUGGGGGUGUCAACUGGUGGAUCUGGGCAUCCAGGCUCACCGGCUCCAUCGUGGGGCUUUGGGCCAACUACAGCUGGGCCUGGUACUGGUGGCCCGAGGCGCACCCCUAUGUCGUUUCUGAACCCUCCAUCUUCUUCUUCGGCGUAUCCAUGCUCAGCGACCUCAUCUACGCCCCCGUCUUGUGGAGGACCCGCGCCACGGAAAAGACCCUAGCAGACGGCAGCAAGAUUGCAGGGGACGCACAACCCGACGGCAGCUCAGUCAGGACGAAAAAGACGCUUUAAUGCGCCCUUUGAUCCAUGCAAACAAAAAAGGAGCCACGACUAGUGCCACUGGUGUCAAGGUAAUUAGUUGAAUUGGGAGAGGAACACGUGAAGAAAUAACAUUAAUAUCAGCGCUAGCGAGGCCACGAGACCCGCCCGUUGAGCAGCCUCUUGGGUAUAUAUAUAUCGUCCAAAAAUCCAAAAAUCCAAAAACUCAUACAUAUGAAACAGAAAACGAAUCUCGCCUGUGUAUCUGCCCUCCCUGGAGCACAUACUUUUGCGUCUCUUGCGUCGUGUCCAACCUGCUCUGCUGGGUUGGUUGUGUGCCGUUCGAGUAUCCCUUGCGGGUGGACCUGAUCUUGUCGCGGACCAGGACGCGAAGGGCCGGGAUGGAUGCUGCUAUGAUGCUGAGCCCGAUCUCGAGGUACGAAUAGAUGAGGAGUUCGGAGGCGGCGACUGUUGAGAGAGAGAUGCCAAGUCAGCUUGGUGUUGUCUACAAGGGCUAUCAAGUGGGAGGGUAAGAGAGCACAAACACUUACAGGUAAAAUCACCAGCAGCCAAACCGGGUAUGUAUGCUGCCUUGACGCAGGCGGCCACUCCAGCACUGUCACUAGUCGUCAGCCCGCUGCUAUCUCAAACGCAAAAAAGGAGACAAAAAGAAAAAAUAGGCCGCAACAUUGACUUACAACACACCCA